This is a messenger RNA of Thalassophryne amazonica, 2603 nucleotides long. RefSeq names its product heat shock protein 90, beta (grp94), member 1 (gene hsp90b1). The record is from RefSeq and is a predicted model, not a curated record. Gene Ontology annotation, biological process: protein folding. NCBI's taxonomy places the organism in Eukaryota, Metazoa, Chordata, Actinopteri, Batrachoidiformes, Batrachoididae. The coding region runs from base 1 to 2385 and encodes 794 amino acids. The transcript has 18 exons. Gene Ontology annotation, molecular function: ATP binding; ATP hydrolysis activity; ATP-dependent protein folding chaperone.
AUGAAACGGCUUUGGAUGAUGGGUCUUCUAUUCGCGCUUUUAGCUUUUGGUACUGUUAAGGCAGAUGAUGAAGUUGAUGUGGAUGGGACUGUGGAAGAGGAUCUGGGUAAAAGCAGAGAUGGCUCCAGAACAGAUGAUGAAGUUGUGCAGAGAGAGGAAGAAGCCAUCCAGCUGGAUGGGUUGAAUGCAGCACAGAUCAAGGAACUCCGUGAGAAGUCAGAAAAACAUGCCUUCCAGGCAGAGGUGAACCGCAUGAUGAAGUUGAUUAUUAAUUCUCUCUACAAGAACAAAGAGAUAUUCCUUAGGGAGCUGAUUUCCAAUGCAUCAGAUGCUCUGGAUAAGAUUCGCUUGUUAUCGCUGACGGAUGAAGAUGCGCUGGCCUCCAAUGAAGAGCUGACGAUCAAAAUAAAAUCAGAUAAGGAGAAGAAUGUGCUCCACAUCACUGACACUGGUAUUGGAAUGACCAAGGAUGAGCUGGUGAGGAACCUGGGCACAAUUGCUAAAUCUGGUACCAGCGAGUUCCUCAACAAGAUGACAGAGAUGCAGUCUGAGGGUCAAUCUACUUCAGAGCUGAUUGGCCAGUUUGGUGUGGGUUUCUAUUCUGCUUUCCUGGUAGCUGACAGGGUCAUUGUGACAUCAAAGCACAACAAUGACACCCAGCACAUCUGGGAGUCUGACUCCAAUGAGUUCUCUGUCAUUGAGGACCCCCGUGGGAACACACUAGGCAGAGGAACCACAAUUACACUUGUCCUGAAAGAGGAGGCCUCAGAUUUUCUUGAGUUGGAGACUAUCAAGAACCUUGUCAGGAAGUAUUCUCAGUUCAUCAACUUUCCAAUCUACGUCUGGGCAAGCAAGACUGAAACUGUUGAGGAGCCCAUUGAGGAAGAUGCUGAGACAACUGAGGAACCAGAGAAAGAAGCAGCUGAAGAUGAGGCUGAGGUAGAGGAAGAAGAUGACAAAGACAAGCCCAAAACAAAGAAGGUUGAGAAGACUGUAUGGGACUGGGAACUGAUGAAUGAUAUCAAGCCCAUCUGGCAGAGACCAGCAAAGGAGGUUGAGGAGGAUGAGUAUAAGGCUUUCUACAAAACUUUCUCCAAGGACAAUGAUGACCCUUUGGCACACAUACACUUCACUGCAGAGGGAGAGGUCACUUUCAAAUCUAUCCUCUUUGUGCCACAAUCUGCUCCCCGUGGUCUGUUUGACGAGUAUGGUUCAAAGAAAAAUGACUACAUAAAGCUGUUUGUCAGGAGAGUGUUCAUCACUGAUGACUUCAAUGACAUGAUGCCCAAGUACUUGAACUUCAUUAAGGGAGUGGUGGACUCUGAUGACCUUCCUCUGAAUGUAUCCAGAGAGACACUGCAGCAACACAAACUGCUCAAGGUUAUUCGUAAGAAGCUGGUGCGAAAGACCUUAGAUAUGAUCAAAAAGAUUGCUGAGGAACAGUACAACGAUAAGUUUUGGAAGGAGUUUGGAACCAACAUUAAACUGGGUGUGAUUGAGGACCACUCCAACAGAACCCGUCUGGCAAAGCUAUUGCGCUUCCAGACUUCAAACAGUGAGUCAGCCUUGUGCAGUUUGGAACAGUAUGGGGAACGAAUGAAGGAGAAGCAGGACAAGAUCUACUUCAUGGCUGCUACCAGCAGGAAAGAGGCUGAGUCCUCUCCUUUUGUGGAGAGGCUUCUGAAGAAGGGUUAUGAGGUCAUCUACCUGACAGAGCCUGUGGAUGAGUACUGCAUCCAGGCACUACCAGAGUUUGAUGGGAAACGGUUCCAGAAUGUGGCGAAGGAAGGUAUCAAAUUUGAUGAGACUGAUAAGUUAAAGGAGCAGAGAGAGGCGCUUGAGAAGGAAUAUGAGCCUCUUACCACUUGGCUGAAGGACAAGGCCCUGAAGGACAAGAUUGAGAAGGCUGUCCUCUCUCAGCGGCUCACAAAGUCACCCUGUGCUUUGGUUGCCAGUCAGUAUGGCUGGUCAGGAAACAUGGAGAGAAUCAUGAAGGCACAGGCUUACCAGACAGGAAAAGACAUUUCCACAAAUUACUAUGCCAGCCAGAAGAAAACACUGGAAGUCAAUCCCAAACACCCUCUGAUCAAGCAGAUGCUUAAACGAGUCAAUGAUGAUGCUGAGGACCAAACUGCAUCGGAUCUGGCUGUGGUUCUGUUUGAAACUGCAACACUGCGUUCAGGUUACCAGCUAUCUGACACAAAGGCAUACGGAGACAGAAUAGAGCGCAUGCUACGCCUCAGUAUGAACAUACCUCUGGACGAACAGAUUGAAGAAGAGCCUGAGGAGCCAGAAGAGCCUGUGGAAGAAGACUCUGAAGAUAAAGAAGAAACUGUAGACGAGGAAAAUGAUGAAACAGCACAAACAGAAAAAGACGAACUGUGACGCACUGAAGAGAAGAGCAUGAACCAUUGGAGCAGGGAGCUGGACUUGAGUGUUUAAGCGACACUUGAUUGGUUUCUUUUGGGUGGGGUUGAGGUUUGGGUUUUUUUAUGGCCACUGUUUUUGUUUUACAUUCCUCGUAACUGUAAAUUUGUUAAUAUUUAACUGACCUGCUUAUGGAAAGAUGCGAUCCCAUCUGAUCGAAUAAAUGUUUCCUGAAA